Molecule: messenger RNA, 450 nt
Organism: Hemisphaericaspora subhashii
Lineage: Eukaryota; Fungi; Ascomycota; Pichiomycetes; Serinales; Debaryomycetaceae
Exons: 2
Coding region: 1-450 (149 amino acids)
Source: RefSeq, a predicted model, not a curated record
AUGGCCACCCUCGAAGAUUAUUGCUCCAUUCGAGGAAUUGUUCAUCAAAAGCCAAUCCGAAACUCGUCCGUACAGAAUGGCAUGGCUGAAAAAUCUCCAAGUACUAUUGAAGUUAUAUCCAAGAAACUACGUUAUCAUCUGUACCUUCCUCCGUCAUUCCGGACCUUGUCCGUUCAAUGCGGUGCAUUUGUUCACAACCAUCUCUCAUUCAAUUCCACGGCACCAUCCGACACACAAUAUGGUGCUCAACCCACGACUUAUGAUUCAACAACUUCAAUUUAUCAACCGGGUCCUGAGGCCGAGAAGUGGGAUCCCAUUGUAAAGCGGUUCAAUGAUGUCCAACAACCUACUACUGAACCGCAGCUCAAGAAAGCUAAAAGUGAAUCUGGUCCAGUACCAGUUGAAAAAUCAAUGACAACAAUAGUGGUGAUGAAGACUAUCCACGGUUAG